Molecule: messenger RNA, 3123 nt
Organism: Metschnikowia bicuspidata var. bicuspidata NRRL YB-4993
Lineage: Eukaryota; Fungi; Ascomycota; Pichiomycetes; Serinales; Metschnikowiaceae
Gene: SEC15
Product: Rab GTPase-binding exocyst subunit
Exons: 1
Coding region: 264-2846 (860 amino acids)
Biological process (GO): Golgi to plasma membrane transport; exocytosis; intracellular protein transport
Cellular component (GO): membrane; exocyst
Source: RefSeq, a predicted model, not a curated record
ACUUAUUAGAUCCAGACGUGUGGAUAAUUAAGUUAGACCUCAGAUUCUUUGUCUAAGUUUGCUAAUGGGUUCGGUCACAAACUGGACAUUUGGCACAGCUGUGUUCGAAAAUACAAAUCAUAUUUUGACAUCAAGAGGCCCCGCACCAGUCCUCUGUUGCCCCAGGCCGCGCGUUUCAACACAUUAGCCUCCCAACAAUUUAGACCAUUGAUAAACAAGAGGCGUAAUUGGUACACUCUUUGAGAUUCCGUACGGACCACAAAAUGGCACCUGUGCAAUCUAAUGAUGACAAGGCUGCAAGCAGCAGUGUUGACAUGUCAAGCUUUGAUACAUUUAAGCUUGAAAACCUUCUCAUUCGAGAUGCAGAUGCAUUCCAGACUUCGCUAAGUUCAGAAGAUUACUUGGACAGCUUGGCUCCAAUCAUCACCGAUGCAUUAAAAGCAAAUGCUCUUUCUGAUUUUAUCACCACACUCAACAAUAUCGUGAAGGCCAAGGAUAGCGAAUUAAGUGAGAAGUCUCUCAAUUCAGCAAACGACAUCAACACCUGCAUCGAUAGUAUUGAUCAGGUAAGUGACCAGUCAAAUGAACUCCGGGAGAACUUGAAACACGUCAAUGACUUUUUAAACAAGAGUGUUUUCGAGCUAAUCAACAAGAAAAAGGCGCUUAUAAAAUGCAGGGAAACAUCAAACAAGAUCAACGAGACUAUCGCUGUGUUGAGCAUAUGUAUUCAGGUGUUGGAAAUCACGAACAAAAUCCAUGACUGGAUUAAGCAACACAAGUACUUCAGUGCGCUCAAACUAAUUGAAGAGCUCACCUCCAUUCAUUUGCCAAAAGUAAAAGACUUCUCUUUUUCAGUGAAGAUUUAUGACUCUGUUCCACACUUGACUGCCAUGAUCAAAGAUGAAUCCUUUGAUACGGCGUGCAAGUGGCUUUCCACACAAAUUGAGCGUAAAAUUGAGCCUAUUGGUGAUUCUGUGUUCGCAAAUCUCGCAGAGCUCAAUCUGAAUUGGGAAGCCGUGAGGGCUGACAAGAACUCUACAACCUUAUUGCCUCACCGACUCAAUUCUGCUGUCGAGCUAUCCAUGAGAGACCCAUCACUCAAUUUUAAUAUUUUCGAUGUUUCAGAACUAGCCAUUAAUUUGGCUCCCAUCUACGACUGUGUUUUGGUAUAUCAGUCCCUUGGCGAGCUCCCGAGCCUUUGUGCGGCGUAUCACAAGGAAUGGAUGAAAAAAUACCAACGAAUUAUCUAUCCCAUUACCUUGUCUCUGAAUGUUACAGAGAAACUGGCUUUUUAUCAAGAACCUACAGUCACUUUUAAUGGAAUUGGGGCCCUCGAAGCAUACCUUAAACAAAUUGCAGCGUUUUUCACCAUAGACAAGCAGCUUAACACCAAAACAAAGUUCGAACUCAGAUCUAACGAUACUGCAAACGACCUAUGGGAAUCAUUUGCUAUCAAGCUAAAGCCUGUAUUAUUACAACACUUGGAGCGCAAGAAAUGGGGUUUGAAUGAUUUGAACGAGUUAGCAGACUACAAAGAAAUACUCGGAAAUUUCUUGCAAGUUAUGGAAAACAGUCAGUACAGAGUAACUGAAAUUCACGAUGUUUUGAUGGUCAUAUUCAAGCUGUAUUUUGGUCCGAUCUUGAUCCAAGAAUUCAGGGUUGAAUUUAACGAGUCCAUGCAAUCAGAUCAUUAUAUGCCACUUGUGGUCACAGAUAAAAUUGAUUACGACAAUGUCAUGAAAAUCUGCUGGUACAAGAAAGAUUCUAACUUUGCUCCACGAAACUUUCAAUCUGUGCCUAUCUCAUUCCCAUUCAGUGAAGAUUAUGUACACUAUUGCUUGGGUAUGCGAACUCUUUUACAAGAUGUGAUUGACUUCACUUCAAAACACUACACCACUGACUUCCUUGAGCUAAAUCACAUUAUUGUUAAUGAAAUUUUUGAAAAGGUCUUGGGGGACCAACCAGGUGUGGGAAUUUGCAAUGAUAUUGAAGAAUUCAUUGAAAAAAAUCUGAACAACAAAGAGAUUGUUGCGCAAACUUACACGAACUUGGAGUAUUACUUGUUCAGUUUGUAUGAAAUGGGGAAAGUUAUCGACAGAAGAUUGAGAACUCACAACGGAAUUGGAAUUAUCAAUAUAGAUACCAACUCUACUUUUAAGUUGAAAGCCAUAGAGCUAUUCGCGAAAGUCCGGAAGUUUUCCGAGAAUGCUAUUUUUAAGAUGGUGGAUCAAAAAGUUAGCGAGUUGCUUGACAUGGUUGAGUAUGAUGAUUGGUUUCCGGUGGAAAAAAAUACUGAUCCCAAUUUCUUUAUUCUUGACUUUUCACUUUUUUUGGAAAACUUAUUCAACUCCAUUUUCUCGAACUUGCCUACAUCGUUCAGAACGUUAGGUCUUUUCAGAAGUUAUGAUUUCAUUUCGGAAUAUUUCCUAAAUUUGCUCAAUAAUGCCCACCUGUUUAACCGGACGGCGAUUUUGAACUUCGAUUUGGAUGUCAACCACCUCGAAAAGUCUAUGGCGAAACUAGUUAGCAAUCAGAGACCCAGUGGAGAGGAAGGAGGUUCCGUCGCUUUGCAGUCUACAUUUGCAGAGCUCAGACAAAGCAUCGAUGUGUUGUUGCUAGAGGAUCAUGAAGAGUACAUGAAAAAUCCGACAUUCCGAAUGCGUCGGUUUGAUCGACUCAAGUAUGAAUCCGCAGUCAAAUUGAUCAAAAAGUUGAAGGGACCCGAGGAAAAUGAUUCUAUUUACAGUGGUGUGGAUAGCCGCAGUGGAGGUCUUACACGGGAUGCUUCAAUACUCAGUGGAGCAACUUUUGCCAAAUGGGGAAAGUUUGGAAAAGGCGAAAAUUAGCUUUUCCAGAAUUUGAGGCUGGAAAGCCAUCCCCUCUUCAUGGGAACCAUGUCUUUUCUAGCAUCUUCAAUAGCUUCUUGCAUUUCUGUUUCCAAAAUCUGCGACUUCUUCAAGAGCUCUGCUUCCACAUGCUCGUACUCAAGUGCUGACCAAAGUGCCUGGAGGGCCAUAUAUGUUGCCGACGCCAACAAAAAUGUGUGGAGAAGCGGGUUCUUGAACUCGCUUAGCUUUGGUUUCGUUGGUGCCGGGUGAUUUCCAUCGAAAUUCUCGCUAAACU